Molecule: messenger RNA, 3715 nt
Organism: Geodia barretti
Lineage: Eukaryota; Metazoa; Porifera; Demospongiae; Tetractinellida; Geodiidae
Source: the annotation of a GenBank genome assembly
AGCCCCCGGCCCCCCAGUCGAUCGUGCAGGUUGUGCUGGUUGUUGGUGUAUCUUCAGCUACCUGACGCCGUAGUGACUUGUAACCUGUCAUCAUGGACGAGAAAUACGAUGUUAUCGUACUUGGUACGGGUUUGAAGGAGUGCAUUUUGAGUGGGCUGCUCUCGGUGAGUGGGAAGAAGGUCCUGCAUAUGGAUCGAAACAAGUACUAUGGUGGUGCUUCAGCCUCUCUGUCACCCCUUGAAGAGCUCUACAAGCACUUUGCUCGUGAAGAGCAACCCCCACAGCAAAUGGGACGUGGCCGUGACUGGAAUGUCGACCUCAUCCCCAAGUUCCUCAUGGCUAAUGGGCAACUGGUGAAGCUCCUGAUCCACAGUGGAGUCACCCGCUACCUAGAGUUCAAAUCUGUUGAAGGCAGUUACGUUUACAGGAAGGGAGGGAAGAUCCACAAAGUGCCUUGCAAUGAGUCUGAGGCUCUCAGCUCCAGCUUGAUGGGCAUCAUGGAAAAACGCCGUUUCCGUAACUUUGUGGUGUGGGCCUCCGAUUAUGAUGAAAAGAAUCCGGGUACACAAAAAGGAAUUGCACCAACAGCCCCGAUGAAAGCUGCCUUUGACAAGUAUGGUCUAGACCAAAACACCAUCGACUUCAUUGGACACGCCCUUGCUCUUUAUCGGGAUGAUAAGUAUAUCAAGGAGCCCUGUGGACCGGCAAUAAAGAGAAUACAGCUCUACAGUGAGUCCAUCCAACGCUACGGCAAAUCUCCUUACCUCUACCCUUUGUAUGGCCUUGGAGAACUACCCCAAGGAUUUGCAAGGCUGAGUGCUAUCUAUGGCGGAACCUACAUGCUGGACAAACCUGUGGAUGAGAUAGUCUAUGAAGGAGGCAAGGUUGUGGGGGUGAAAUCAAAGGACGAGGUUGCUCACACUGACUGUGUCAUUGGGGAUCCUAGCUACUUUACAGACAGGGUGAACAAAACCGGACAAGUAGUACGGUGCAUCUGCAUUCUCAGCCAUCCGAUUCCAAACACGAAAGACGCCCUCUCCUGCCAGAUCAUCAUCCCUCAAAACCAAGUUGGACGCAACUCCGACAUCUACAUUUCGUGUGUAUCAUUUGCACACAACGUGUCAACCAAGGGCUACUACCUUGCCAUGGUGAGCACUAAUGUGGAAACUUCAAAUCCCGAGGAAGAACUGAGCCCUGGUCUCGCUAUACUUGGAAAAAUUGAGCAAAAGUUCGUUAGCGUUCAAGAUAUCUUUGAGCCAACUGACAAUGGACUUGAAAGCCGAGUGUUUGUGUCCAAGUCCUAUGAUGCAACAACACACUUUGAGACAACUUGUGAUGAUGUUGUGGAUAUCUUUCAGAGAGUUACUGGUGAACCAUUUGACUUCACCAAGGCAUUAAAUGUGGAUCUGAGCCAUAUUGAAGUCAGGAUCAGUGAGAUGAUUAAGCACGACCGCUCCCUUACAUUACUUCAUGGAGAAAUCAUUGAAAGGACGUACAUGCAACAUUUAUGUGAAGAAAUCGGUGAUAUAAUAGAAGAGACUGGUGAAGCCUCACUUGCUGACCUUAGUCGAAAUUUCAGUUUGCCAAUCAACUUUUUAGUUAAGCAUAUUGAAGUAGCACUUGAGAAUAACACAAUAAGAGGCCAACUUGACAAGUCUGAUACUGGCAUCAUAUUCACCGAAGCUUAUGUUAAAAGGUAUAAAUCACGUAUCAGAGGUGUCUUCAAUGCUGUUACAGUACCAAUGGCCAUCAGCAGCGUCGUAACAGAGGGGAAGUAUCAGGAUAAGCUGUUCAAUGCUGUACUGCAGCAACUGAUCUCCGAUCGGGAUAUAUGUGGAUAUCUAAAAGGACGACAAGACAAAGCAGUGUAUAUACCACAUAUCUAUGUUCAUAACCAGAACAAAUGGGCAGACUCCUUCCUUGAAGCAAAUGGCUUCUUAGAGUAUGAUGCACUAUCCCGGCUUGGAAUUGAUGACCCACGUGAGUUUGUAUCCCGUCGUUACUGUGAUGAUGAGAAAAGUGGUGAUAUACUGCUUUUAUCAACAUGCUGUGUUGGUAAAGCUGUAAUAAGCCGAGUUGAAGGUGUUGUUGAGGAGGUGUUAGGGUCAGGAGAAUGGGCCGAUGCCAUGCCGUUGUUGCCAUCACCAUGCACUCCUCAUGAUGUUGAGUUACUACUGAAAAACUACUUGAGUGUACAACCUGAUCUACGAAUAUUUGGCAGUAUUUUAACAACCAAAACCUUCAUGCACAACUGUUGUGACCUUUUUAAACCAACUGUUGCUGAAAGAGCAGAGAAGACAGCAAGUGGAAGAUUUUCUGAUGCACUUCUCUUAAAAGAAAGAAAACCCACCAGCAGCAGAAAAGGUGGAGGAAGAAAAGGGGGAAGGGGUAGGGGGCCAGAUGAUCCGGAAGAACAUGGUUUGAAGGCAACAUCGUUCAUGAGUCUGGAAGAAAUAGCUACCGAGCUGACCAAAAGCUUUCCAGACUGCCCUACUGGGUUUUUAACAGAUGUUGCUGCCAAGAUUGAGAGUUCGCUCCAGGAAUUGUAUGUCAGGAAGGUGGAGGAGUGCAUCUCAACUGCAAGCCAGGAUACAUCAGCAAGUGAGCGGAGAAAGAGACAUUCGGAGCUUCAAGAUAAAGUACAAGCCCUCUGGAAUAUGCUGCAACUCUUUGAGAAGGCUACCUCACAGUUUGAAGGAGAUACCAUGGUGCAACUGAAUCGCUUUCUUCUUCGCACCGUUUGCUCUGACCUCUUUAUCCUACUUUUAAGAUAUGUUGCUGAAGACAAUAGUGUUAACUUUCCAUCAGACACAGCGCCAAAUGUACAGGUACAGCAGAAAAUAAUUGAUUUGCUUCCCACUCCGAUGAAGAAAAAGUUGACUUCAGUAAACAUGGCCCUUAAUGGAAAGGUUGCUGCUACAUUUCUUGCAUUGUUUAAAGAACUGUGUGAAGAGGAAUAUUGUGGAGUUUUGCUAAAGAAACUAGAGAAGAAAAAGGAGAGCAAUCUCUUCUAAAAAAUCUCCUGUGUGAAGAGCAGCCAUCAAUGGUACUUCAUCUGGUAGUUGUCAUACUCUUCCAGCAAAGCACCAACUGUGCAGUUCAUGUUUCAGGAAAGUUGUUACCACAAGUCAUUCACUUUCUACGUAGCCAUUUAGAUGAGAAAAAAUAUGCCGCACUAACUGAAUUUGAAAAAUUACUCAUUAAGUACCUAUCAAUGGAGAAAGAAAGGAAUAGUAGUGCUAUCAAUGAUGUUGUGGUACACGAGACUCCAAGAGAGAAAUGUGCAGAAAGUAGUGAACUGAUUGUCCUGAAAAAGCAAAUUGAACAUAUGCUUGAUGAUGUAAAGCAGCUUGUCAAACAAAGAUCUGUGGUUGAAUAAAUUUCGCUAACAUCCACACAUUGUGAACUAAGCAUAAUUUUGUGUCAUUGGAACAUAUUUAUCUGAUAAGUACGUACCUCUGCUACUAUAAAUAUUUUUAGGUUGAUAGUUUUUAGGCUUUUGUGUCAAGGUCAUCAUGCUUUUUACAAUGUAAACAGUAGCUAGUACUCUCAGUCGAGUAUAUAUUCUAGGUUGUCGGUAUCCAUUUCAGUUUCAACUCACCAUAGGAAGUUCACUACUACAACUCCUAUAAUAAUAAUAUGGCUGAUUAUCUGGUGAAUAUUAUGGACAUUUACUAGCAGCAAAACUGUCUAGUGAAACUUAGGUGUUCUUAUU